Miscanthus lutarioriparius is the source of this 222-nucleotide messenger RNA. The record is from the annotation of a GenBank genome assembly. Lineage: Eukaryota; Viridiplantae; Streptophyta; Magnoliopsida; Poales; Poaceae.
AUGGGCCACAAGAAGGCCAAAGUAGCACUACAUCAAGGUGGCAAAAAAGGUUGUAUAGAAGCUUUAGAGAAUUUGUGGGUGAAGAAGAAAGAAUUUGAUAGUGACAAGGAGCGAAAGAAAAACGAAAGGUUCAAACAAGCUUUUGCACUUGAACAAGAGCGGGUUGCGAAUGAGAAAUUAAAUCUUGAGUUGAGGAAGAAAGAGUUAGAAUUGAGGGCAUAG